AUGCCUGAGGCAAAGGUGCCGCUUUUGCACGUCGUACGUUGUAAUGAUCCAGAACUCCUGCGUUGGUUCCUCUCGCUGGGCGCGGAUCCUAAUUACGGCCCAAACGAGAGUCGUUUGUUACUCGAAGAAGGUGCUAUUCAACCAUUUUCGCGGCCCGAAAACAACUCGGGGGCUGCAUUGGAGCUGGCUGCUUGGGUUUGCGACAUGGUAAUUUUUGAGCUUUUACUUGAACACGGUGCUAAGCUAGAGAACAGCCUUGCGCUGCACCGAGCCAUGAUGAGGAGUUCUAAUGACCGAAUUGUCUUUGCGGAGCGCAUUCUAAGCUAUGGGGCUGAUAUAAACCGCGUUGGUUACCUUUCUCCGUACCCGGCAAGGUGGAACUGCUCUUGCGGUGGCGGCCAGGCUUGGUACGCUAGAUCAGAUACGCUGGUUACUGGAACAUGGAGCGGACCAUUAUAUCAGUACUAG
Molecule: messenger RNA, 468 nt
Organism: Penicillium cosmopolitanum
Lineage: Eukaryota; Fungi; Ascomycota; Eurotiomycetes; Eurotiales; Aspergillaceae
Exons: 2
Coding region: 1-468 (155 amino acids)
Molecular function (GO): protein binding
Source: RefSeq, a predicted model, not a curated record